Camellia sinensis is the source of this 1442-nucleotide messenger RNA. Its product is annotated as putative methylesterase 12, chloroplastic. The record is from RefSeq and is a predicted model, not a curated record. Gene Ontology annotation, biological process: jasmonic acid metabolic process; salicylic acid metabolic process. Gene Ontology annotation, molecular function: methyl indole-3-acetate esterase activity; methyl jasmonate esterase activity; methyl salicylate esterase activity. NCBI's taxonomy places the organism in Eukaryota, Viridiplantae, Streptophyta, Magnoliopsida, Ericales, Theaceae.
AAAAAACAAAAAAGUAGAGGAAAGCAUUAAAUGGCUGGCUUAUUCAGUUGAGGAGCAGAUUGGGUUUCUCCUCACCUGCUCUCUCUCUCUCUGUCUCUCCCCCAAAAUCUGCCUCAUUCUUAGUAAUUUGAGGUCAAAAUCUGCCACAGAAUACCCAAAAAAGAGAAGAAACGAAAUGGGUAAUCGAUUCAUUUGCAUGACAAAGAAGGACUCGAAAGAUAAUAAUGGAUCGAAGAGCAAGAGAAUGGGUCGAUCACAGCGCAAAUUGCUUGCAGAUGAGGAGUUGAUUCACAGGCAAGCUCUUUCCAUGGCAAUUCAGCAGCACCAGUUGUCUCAGAGGUUCGAUGGAUCCAUGUCUCGCCGAAUCGGAGGAUCCACCAGCUCUCGCCGCCGCAAUCUCUCCGAUCAUUUCCCUAAUCCCAAACAGCUUCCAGAAUUUUUGGAUAGUAUAAAAGCAAAGCAAUUUGUUUUAGUACAUGGAGAAGGCUUCGGAGCAUGGUGUUGGUACAAAACUAUUGCUCUGUUGGAGGAAUCAGGAUUGCUUCCCACUGCCAUAGAUCUCACUGGAUCUGGUAUUGAUCUGACGGAUACAAACAGUGUCACUACAUUAGCGGACUACUCAAAGCCAUUAAUUAAUUUUUUGCAGGAUUUGCCAGAGGAUGAAAAGGUUAUUUUAGUUGGUCACAGUAGUGGAGGCGCUUGCAUUUCAUAUGCAUUGGAACAUUUCUCAAAGAAAAUCUCAAAAGCAAUUUUCCUUUGCGCUACAAUGGUGCUUGAUGGGCAGAGGCCUUUCGAUGUUUUUGCUGAAGAGCUUGGGUCUGCUGAACUUUUUAUGCAGGAGUCAAAGUUCCUAAUUUAUGGGAAUGGCAAAGAUAAUCCUCCUACUGGAUUCAUGUUUGAGAAACAGAACUUGAGAGGGUUAUAUUUCAACCAAUCCCCUACAAAGGAUGUUGCUUUGGCCAUGGUGUCGAUGAGAUCUAUUCCUCUUGGUCCCAUCAUGGAGAAGCUGUCACUCUCACCUGAAAACUACGGAACUGGUCGGCGAUUUUUCAUUCAAACAUUGGAUGAUCAUGCACUUUCACCUGAUGUUCAAGAAAAGCUGGUGAGGGAAAAUCCACCUGAAGGAGUCUUCAAGAUCAAAGGCAGUGACCAUUGCCCUUUCUUUUCAAAGCCACAGUCACUCCAUAAAAUUUUGCUUGAAAUUGCUCAAAUCCCCUAGCUUAAUUUCUGAAGUAUUUUUUUUUUACUUAUAAGAUCAUAGUAAAGAUACCUUAUUUGAUUGCUUAAAGGCUGUACAAUGUGAGAGGCCAUAGUAGAAAUAGGUGCUGCUUUCUUCCUAUUGUUCUCUAAUUUCCAAUUAUGAAUAUGAAUAUGAAUAUAGGGAGAGGGGUUUUACAACCUUUUUCUAGUCAAAGUAAUAUCAUUGUUGAAUGUGAAUGCUA